Molecule: messenger RNA, 1146 nt
Organism: Chondrus crispus (carragheen)
Lineage: Eukaryota; Rhodophyta; Florideophyceae; Gigartinales; Gigartinaceae
Product: diacylglycerol kinase
Exons: 1
Coding region: 1-1146 (381 amino acids)
Molecular function (GO): ATP-dependent diacylglycerol kinase activity
Source: RefSeq, a predicted model, not a curated record
AUGACUACUAUAGCCUUUGUCAAUACCGCUUCCGGCGGAAACGAAGGUCAACGUGUUUUGGAUCACCUUAAACACGAACUGGGUGAUGAAAACGUCUUUGACAUCAAGGAGGACAAGGGCCCUGAUCGGGGUCUUGAAACCCGCGCCUCAGACCCCACUCAAGAUACCCGCGUCAUCGUCGCCGGGGGAGAUGGAACCUUCUCCUGGGUUGCAAACGCAGUUGAGAAGAGAAACUUGUCACACUGUCGCCUCACCGUCAUACCGCUUGGCUCUGGUAAUGACAUGUCUCGAGCACUGGGAUGGGGCAAGAAGUUUCCUGGCCUCUCAAAUAUUUCCCAUCAACUCGAGUGGCUUAACGUUGCCAAACCCCGCAAACUCGACGUCUGGCGAUUAACGGCAAAACAUAGUACAUCUAGCACCGCCCUCGUUGAUGAUGACGGCAUUGCUCAUGGUGCACGACCACUCGUGUGUAACUAUCUUAGUCUCGGUGCAGAUGCCUACGUUGAGCUACGUUUCAAUCAACUACGUUGGGACAAUCCUGCCAAAUACAAGAGCCGUCUCGGUAACUUCAAGGCACAUUUCCUAGUUGGCUCAAAAUACAUGUGCAUACCCCAAGCCGAAAAGAUUCAUGUAGCAGACCACAUCCAGGAAUUCAAUGUUGAUGGCAAGGAAAUCACAAUACCUGACAGCCUGCAGGCCCUCAUUUUCCUUAACAUUCCAAGCUACGGUGCCGGAACUCAGCCGUGGGGGCGACUCCGUGGCCAAAAGCGCGCGGAUAUUUCAAGGGAAAGAACCGUAGAAGAUAUGUAUGUUGACGAUCGGAAGUUUGAGGUUAUCGGCCUAUACAGUCUAUCCCAGUUUGGACGAAUUAAGAUCCUUGGAACCCACGGUGUUCGUAUCGCACAAGGACAACGAAUGACUCUCAAGCUAAAAUCAGAGUCAACUCCCUUCCAAGUAGACGGGGAACCGUGGGAACAACGUGGCGGCACCGUCUCACUCGAACCGGGUAAUCGCAUUGGCGUUCUGGAGGGACCGAUCUGGAGAAGCUCAUCUCGAAAGAAUGCAAAGUUUGAUCCAGUGCCGCGCGCAAGUAUCGACAAGCCAUUUGUACCCAGUACCCAUCAAACUCCGGAGAGUUCGGAAUGA